This is a messenger RNA of Nothoprocta perdicaria, 2705 nucleotides long. RefSeq names its product protein FAM122A. The record is from RefSeq and is a predicted model, not a curated record. Bases 13 to 867 code for a protein of 284 amino acids. Gene Ontology annotation, molecular function: protein serine/threonine phosphatase inhibitor activity. Lineage: Eukaryota; Metazoa; Chordata; Aves; Tinamiformes; Tinamidae. Gene Ontology annotation, biological process: mitotic G2/M transition checkpoint. The transcript is spliced from 10 exons. Gene Ontology annotation, cellular component: nucleus; cytoplasm.
GGCAGCGCGGCGAUGGCUCAGGAGAAAAUGGAGCUGGACCUGGAGCUGCCGGCGGGCAGCGCGGCGGCGCCGGGCGACGGCGGCGGCCUGAGGCGCUCCAACAGCGCCCCCCUCAUCCACGGGCUCAGUGAUAAUUCACAGGUGUUCCAGGCUAACGUUUUGCGAACCCGCAGGAACAGCACAACAGUUAUGAAUCGUCAUAGUCUGUUUGUGCCGUCAUCUCCUGUUCGUAUUCCUAGCAGCCGUCUCCAUCAAAUCAAACAGGAAGAAGGGAUGAAUUUGAUGAACAGAGAAACAGUACAUGAAAGAGAAGUACAAGUAGCAAUGCAGAUGAGCCAGUCGUGGGAGGAGAGCUUGAGCCUGAGUGACAAUGAUUUUGAAAAGUCAUCAUCACCAAAGCAAGUAGACUUUGUCCCGGUUUCUCCAGCUCCUUCACCUACCAGGGGAAUAGGGAAGCAAUGUUUUUCACCAUCUUUGCAAAGUUUCGUGAGCUGUAGUGGAUUACCUCCAAGUCCUAGCCCAAGUCCAACAAGGCGAUUUUCAAGCAGGAGAAGCCAGAGCCCUAUUAAUUGCAUUCGACCAAGUGUUCUUGGGUCAAUGAAAAGAAAAGGUGUAACAGAGAUGGAAGAUCAUCCAAAAAGAUUAUUCCAAGGAUCCUCCAGCAUGCUUACCCCUGAAGUUUCACAUCAGACAGAACUUGGAGGAUGUCUGUCGUCACACGGUCUGGAUGACAAUAGAAGCAGCGCAGGCUCUUCCUGUGACUCACCAGCUGAGGUGGGCACCAACACAGACUCUCCAGUCUCACUUUCAGACUCCAGAUCUCCAUUUUUACCAGUCGAUCUUUCAGCUAAGUUACCUAUUAAUUAAGAAAGAUAAGUCUGCUUGAUGGACACUAAGAAACAUCUGGAAAUCGAUAAGACUUUCUAUUGUGUAUGACUGUGUCUUUGUGAUUGUUCCUCAUAGGAACUCCCAGAAAUGUCGUUAUUUCUAGAAAACUUUCAGAAUAGUUCCUUGAGGAAGAACUYGUGUUUCUAGUAAUUUGUAUGACAUUUACUAAAAUACAGUAAGCAUUUGAAUUACAGACACAUAUUUGAUGCUGACAUCAGUAUACAAGCUAAUUUACAAUGGAUAUUGUCUCUUUGGUGUAAGUUACAAGUAUUAUACAUACAUUCUGCUUGUAGAAGACUUGGCUUUUCAACAGCCAACAGUAUCUUCACUAAUAUAUAGUGGUGCUGAUGUUGUAACAGGUAACUCUCGCGUUUGUCCUCAAUCUGAAACCAAUGAAGCAUCUUUAUAAUUUAUGUUUUUAUUCCCUGAUAUUUAUUCUUUUAUUCUUGAAAUGAAAGUGAGAAUAUUGCAGGGAGGGGGGGAAAUGAUUAUGUUUUCUGAUUGGCUGUUAAUCAGUUCUGUGUUAUAAUUAGGUAUGAAAAGGACAAGUUGGUGAAUUGUGGUCAUAUUUUCAUAUAUUGGAUUUUAUUUAUGGUCAUGACUGCCAUUGUGACUAAAUUCAAAUUUGGUCUGGAACAUUCUUGGGGGGUUUGGGGACCUUUUUGGUUUCUUCUCCCUAUUAGAUAAUGUAUUAGAGUGCUGGAUGCUUUGUUAAAGAUCUUUAAUAGGAGGGAAUAGUGUGGAUGUUCGCAACAGUACACUAAAUCCUGGGGUUUUAGUAUUUAGUGCUUCAAAAGUGCAUUAUUUUAACAGACAGUAUUUGUCUUCAUAUAUUACUUCUGCUAGAGAAAAACAAUGAGGGGCCUUGAGUGCUUCUGUACAGGCUGAAAUGAUCAGAUGUGAACAUUUAACUGCAGAUUCUUGCAGUGUUUAAUCUCUUGAUGUCACUUCCUCCACGUAAUGACAGCAAGUUAUUUCUGCUGAAAUGACCUUCCAGUUAUGACUAGAAGCCUAGAAUUUGGUAACCUGAUAUGGGUUCUUGUACUUUAUUUAAAAAGGCAGUGGGAUGAGGAGGCUUCUUGAUCCUCCACCCUGAAAUUCCCAAGGCAGAAGGGAAGAUCUGCAGACCACCACAGACAGCUGUUUCGCAUUUUCCAGGGGCAGCUUCAUUUUGGUGGUUGACUCCUGUUAUGCAAUUGAACUCCCCUCCAGCUGGGGCCUCAUUUGCGCACACACACACACACACACACACAUUUCUGCUAUGUGGUCUCUUCUCUGUGGUUAAUAAUGAAGCAAAAUGUUUAUUUUUAAACACUAAAACUUCAUAAUGUGUAAUAAAGUGAGGAAAAAAUAAACAGAAGCUUCCUGAAGUGGAAGAGAAGCCUGUUCUGAACUGACAUGGGUAAAGCUUUGAUUAAGAGCAGCUAUCAAAGGUAGAAAUGGAAAAUGUGUAGAAUGUGCGGACCUGGUGACCUGAGGACCAAUGACUAGUUUCAGCGUAUCCUUGUUACAGAAAUAAAAUAGAAUCUAUUUAAUAGUUUUACUCAGUUCAAGUAAAGUAUGAUGCGGUUUACUUCUGCUUUUAUUCCUCUUAAAUUAUUGUAACAGUCACUUCCAUGCUGUAGACUUGUCUUUUUUUUUUCAAUUCAAACUAUUCUUCAUCCUUGUGACAAAUGGACAAACUUGUGUUUAAUGUCUGUUUGCCUUUUAUGAUGGCAUAGUUUUAUUUUUGCAAUGUCAGAUAUGUGCCAAAGACCUACUUUGUGUUCACUGUUUCAUGGUGAGGACAAGACUGAUUAUAUAUAUAAUUUUUAAUC